Messenger RNA from Elaeis guineensis (African oil palm), 660 nucleotides. Its product is annotated as DNA-binding protein S1FA. Gene Ontology annotation, cellular component: nucleus. Gene Ontology annotation, biological process: regulation of DNA-templated transcription. Gene Ontology annotation, molecular function: DNA binding. The record is from RefSeq and is a predicted model, not a curated record. Lineage: Eukaryota; Viridiplantae; Streptophyta; Magnoliopsida; Arecales; Arecaceae.
AGCUAAAAGCCUAAAAGGUACUUCCUCCUCCCUCUUUCCUCCCUUUGUUUCCACACCCCCACAACCCCCAAAAAAAGUUCUUGAUUCGAGGGUCCGAGGACGAACGGAUUUCUGAUUCUUGCUUCUUUAUUUUGAUCUGUGAAGGGAUCGGAGGGCGGCGUGCUGGGAUCUCGCACCAUGGGCGAGCAGUUCUCUGGUAGCGCUGAAAAUUUGGUUAUGGAGGAGGCAACAAAAGGGUUGAACCCAGGCCUGGUGGUCUUGCUUGUGAUUGGUGGUCUGGUGCUGUUUUUCCUUGUCGGAAACUAUGCUCUGUACAUGUAUGCACAAAAGACCCUUCCAAUGAAGAAAAAGAAGCCUGUCUCCAAAAAGAAGAUGAAGAGGGAAAGACUUAAGCAAGGGGUGUCCGCUCCAGGAGAGUAAAAAGCAGUGCCUUAAAAAAAGAGAAAUCUUGAUCGUUGAUUCUCACUUUAGUUGUAUGUUCAGAUACUUCAAAAUUUUACCUCUCGGGUCUAGUUAUAUGUUAAGCUCGGAAACCCUGAAAGUUUACCAUUUCAUGUGGCAUUAACUAUGCUUUAUUGGAAAUCAAGGUAGAUUGGAGUUACCGAACAAUUUGGCUAGUACUUGUUUGAAUGCUAUUACUAUGUGCUUGAUGAACUGCCA